AUGAACUCUGCCCUGCAACAAACAGGACUGAUGUUUUUGAGAAGCGCUAUUGAGAAGAUUCUUUCCGAUCGUGAUAUAAAGAGGAAGGAGAACUUACAACUUAAGAAAGCAUGUGAAAAUGUCUUGGAGGAGCUAAAGGGAGAGGCCUCCUAUGCUGGUGAGAAUAAUAAUGGUGUGGUUCUGCCGGAUAGAGAGCGGAUAGUAGAGGCGGAUCGCUAUUUCUUACCUUUUGAACUUGCCUGCAGAUCGAGAAGCCCAAAAAUCGUCAUUACUGCUUUAGAUUGCCUUCAAAAGUUAAUUGCAUACGGUCAUUUGACUGGUCGUGGAGCAGACUCUUCAAAUCCUGAUCGUAAACUUAUUGAUCGUAUCGUAGAAGCUAUUUGUUCAUCAUUUGUGGGUCAGGGAACUGAUGAAGCUGUGUUACUACAAAUAAUUAAGGCUUUACUUGCUGUUGUGCUCACUAAUAACUGUGAAGUUCACGAAGGCUCACUUCUUCUUGCUGUUCGAACAUGUUUCACUAUAUUUCUCGCCACUAAAAGUCCUAUAAAUCAAUCAACGGCAAAGGGAACUCUUACUCAGGUGAUUAAUGCUGUUUUUGCGAACAUGGAACGAGUAGGAAAUACAAAGGAUGAUUCCGUCAUUGUUCAUGAAGUUGUGGAACACCUUGUCUCAACAACUGCUAGCAUGACACUUGAAGUGAACGAUGACGUUGAAAGCCGUAGUGGUCGCGGUGGAGCUGGAGCAUCGACCAUCUGGGGUGAGACAGAUGGAGCACAUGCUGAAGAUCAGAUCACCUUCCCAAAUGUGGAACAAAAGGACGCUUUCCUCGUCUUUAGAGCACUAUGUGUUCUUGCACAGAAGGAAGAGGGUGAUGUGAACGAUCCACGAAACACGCAUUUGAAUUCGAAGAUGUUGGCUCUGGAGAUGCUGCUGUUGGUAUUACAGAAUUCCUCAACAACUCUACAAAAUGCUCAGCCAUUUAUUUUGCUUAUCAAAAAGUCCUUAUGUGUUGCUCUUUCUCGAAACGCAGUCUCAUCGAAUGUGAAGGUUUUUGAGAAGUCUCUGGCUAUCUUUGUGCAAUUAUUGGACAAAUUUAAGAUACAUUUGAAGUUACAGAUCGAGGUGUUCUUCAAGGAAAUAAUUAUUUCCAUGCUUGAGUCGUCUUCGUGCUCAUUCGAACACAAGUGGAUUGUCCUUCAUACAAUUGGGAAAAUUCUUGCCAAUCCGCAAUCUGUGGUGGAUUUGUAUGUAAACUACGAUUGUGAUUUAACUGCGCACAAUGUGUUUGAAAAUCUAGUUGACGUAGUUUCCAAAACUGCAAGAACAUCAAUCAACGAAACUGCUCCCAUAGUUCAAAAGGAACGGGAACGGGCCAUGCGAUUGCUCGGGUUGAGCUGCCUGACCGAUCUCCUUCAGUGCCUUGUGGACUGGUUUGACGUUUGUGAAACAACCAAAGAUGCAAUGUAUCAGGGACGACAAGAUGACGAUGAAGCUACCGCUGAGCUGCCUUCUUCACCUACUGUACAUAAAUUUAUUCAUCUUAAACAGAAGAAAGAGCUUAUGGAACACGGGAUAAUGCUAUUUUCACGGAAACCUAAGCAGGGAAUAGCUUUUCUGCAAGAACACGGGUUUGUUGGCACCGAACCAAAUGAAAUUGCUGAAUUUCUGAUGAAGGAAGAUCGUCUCGACAAAACUGUUGUGGGAGAUUUCCUUGGUGAUCCAGACGAGUUCAACAAGCAAAUUAUGUACGCAUACGUGGAUGACAUGGAUUUUUCGGGUCGUGACUUUGUUUCGGCGUUGCGGUUGUUUUUGGAAAAGUUCCGAUUACCAGGGGAAGCCCAGAAAAUUGAUCGACUCAUGGAGAAGUUCGCAUCAAGAUACUGUGAAUGCAAUCCAAGUCUGGGUCUCUUUGCAUCCGCCGACACAGCAUACGUCCUUGCUUAUUCUAUAAUCAUGCUAACUACAGAUCUUCACAGUGCACAGGUAAAAAGCAAAAUGACCAAGGAUCAGUACGUAAACAUGAACCGUGGCAUUAAUAACGGUGCUGAUUUACCACCAGACGUACUUUGUGCCAUUUACGAUGACAUUGCCACCAAUGAGAUAAAGAUGAAGGCUGGCGCAAGCAAACUUCUUAAAUCUACUAAAGCCAAUGUGGGAGAAAAUGACAAACAACGACGAGCGUUGGCGACACUAGAGUUGGCAGCUAUGUCGGAAACAGCCCGGGCUCUCAUGGAAAGUGCCAGCAAUGCUGCAGCCGAUUUCACAUCUGCUCAACAUCAACAUCACGUUCGACCCAUGUUCAAGAUAUGUUGGACACCAUGUCUGGCUGCAUUUAGUGUGGGUUUACAAGCUUCUGAUGACAUAGAAGAGUGGUACCUUUGUAUACGAGGUUUUCGACUGGGAGUUCGUGCUGCUUGUGUCCUGAGAUCAAGGCUGGAGCGAAAUGCUUUCAUUCAGGCAUUAGCAAGAUUUACACUGCUCACUGCUAAAAAUGCUUUGGGAGAAAUGAAGGAGAAGAACAUCGAAGCCAUCAAACUUUUAUUAGCCAUAGGAGAUGAAGAUGGAGAUUAUCUGGAGGACAACUGGCUCGAUGUUAUCAGGUGCGUGAGUCAGUUGGAACUUGCUCAAUUGAUCGGAACGGGUCUACCAGCUGGAGCUAAAGAAGACAAGGAAAGCAGUCGACAAUAUGUGAUGAAAAGCACGGGAGCUUUGGAUGAACGAACGUUAGCCACUCUUCAGGGUGCUCUCGGUGAAACCAGUUCGCAGGCUGUAGUUGUCGCAGUUGAUAGGAUUUUCCAUGGUUCUUGCCGACUGACGGGAGACGCUAUUGUGUGCUUUGUUCGCGCUCUUUGUGCUGUAUCGAAAGAAGAGCUGAAUCAGCCUGCUGCACCACGCAUGUUUCUGUUAGGAAAAUUGGUCGAGGUUGCUUUCUAUAAUAUGGGACGUAUUCGACUGGAAUGGAGACGUAUAUGGGAGGUAGUUGGCGAACAUUUCAACAUGGCUGGUUGCAAUGCAAGUGAGAUUGUUGCACACUACUCGGUUGAUGCUCUCCGACAGUUGGCGAUAAAGUUUCUAGAGAAAGGAGAGUUGCCGAAUUUCCGAUUCCAGAAGGAUUUUCUUCGGCCCUUUGAGGUUAUAAUGGCAAGAAAUCGUUCCGCUCAAACACGAGAACUGGUCGUUGCCUGUUGUUCUAAUCUGGUUGAAGCUCACGCACCAAGGAUAAAGUCUGGAUGGCAGAACUUGUUCUCAGUGUGGACACUUGCUGCAGGUGAUGUGCAGAAAGAUAUAGUUGAAGCAGCGUUCUUGGCCAGCUCUAGAGUAGUGUUGUACCAGUUCAAAGAGGACUUCGCUUCUGUUUUGGAUGCUUUCCAGGAGGCGCUCAAAUGUUUGGCUGAAUUUGCAUGCAAUACAAAUCAUCCUGAUAUGAACAUGGAGGCUAUACGACUAAUUCGUUCUUGCGGAGAGUACGUUUCGAUUAAUCAGGAACGCAUUGUUGAAGCGCCUUGGGAAGAAUCAUGGAGUGUGUCAGGUGACCAACGAAUAUGGCUUCGUGGAUGGUUCCCAAUUUUCUUCGAACUAAGCUGCAUCAUCAAUCGGUGUAAACUGGACGUUCGCACUCGAAGUCUAACUGUUAUGUUUGAAAUUAUGAAGAACCAUGGGAAUGAAUUCCGUUCCGAAUGGUGGAGAGAUCUUUUCAACAUAGUUUUUCGGAUAUUCGAUCACGCUAAGCUGGAUGAACAUCGUGGAGAUAAGAAAGAGUGGAUGAUGACAACAUGUAACCAUGCUAUGUAUGCUAUCGUCGAUGUCUUUACACAGUACUUUCCACAGCUAAGCGAACUCGUCCUCCCCUCUAUUUAUGAGCAAUUUACAGUCUGUAUCCAGCAGAAGAACGAACAGCUGGCGCGUUCGACAGUGAACUGUUUGGAGACAUUAAUAUUAUUAAACGGGGAGCGAUUUACCGAUGACAUGUGGCAAAGAACCGUUAAACUUUUCCGACGUCUUUUUGCCGCCACGUUACCUAAAUCGCUUUUAACAUGGGAACCAGAUCGUCUCAGCGCUGCAACUCAUACUGGUGUCCCCGGCGAAGAGUUUGAUGAUCGAGUACCCAGCAUUGAUGGCCGACCAAAUGGAUCCAUUCAUCCUGAUGCUGCAUUUUCUGAGCAGAUUGUUUUCUGUGUAGUACAAUCAGAGUUAGUGGAUGCAGUCACUUCGAUUGUUCUUGGGGCAAAGAAGAGUUCUGAUGAAAUUAUACUGAGCAUACCCGCCACGAAAAGUGAGAACGCGAAUGGACCUGAUCUUGGCAAUGCAGUCGGCAGGGGUCUGUUCAAUACCAUGGAUCCUACACUUUUGCUGAGUCUCUGCGAUGCUCUUGGAGAAAGUCAGCGAUUGGCGAAACAAUUUAAUGACAAUAAUGGCCAGAGGACCUUGUUGUGGAAGGCGGGGCUGCGUGGUGCGAGUAAGCCGAAUCUGAUAAGGCAAGAAACACAUGCUCUGCGUGCCAUGCUUGCUAUUCUUCUGCGUCUUCUGAACGAUCCCCGAUCUAAACCUGUACAAGAUCAAGUUGCCAAAGGAGUGCUCAACGUUGUUUCCGCUGUGUUACGUGGAUACGGUGAGGCAGCAUCUGAUGCUCGCCGUACCGCAUACGCCCCAGUCGUGUGCGAGUUGUUACAAGAAUGUCUACGUCUACCAGCUCAUUUGCUUCCUGCGUUGGGCUCCGAAUUCCCUCUUCAUCUGUGCGAACUUGUAGAAACCGCAGAAGGACAACCUCUACGUUCCUUGUUGGCCACACUUCUUCGACAAUUUUUACAAACUAAAAAUUGUGGUUCCACGAACAGUGUUUCCAAAACUGAGGCAAUUCUUGGGUUCCACAUUGUCGUCUCGCUCAUUGCUCUUACCAUCAUGAGCAAACUUGGUACACGACUGUCAGUUAUUCAGAUGUUUAUUGUGAAAGGGUUGUUUCGCUUUAUUGCUCCUUCUAAUGAUGACAUUCGUGCACUAAUGCCACCAUCCAAAGACAAUCCUCGAGCAAGAAAGAAAAAACGAGAGGAAGAAGAAACUGAUGGAUUUAACGUUCCAAAAUCCCUUCCUCUUCGCCUAAGGGUGGGCAAGGUUGAAGAAGAGGAAUUGAGAAACCUUCCGAUGUACUCAUCCGUGCAUUGGCUAUCACUUUUCGUACCGCUCUGCCUCGUUGUUUAUACGUUAAGCGAAAUUUUCGUUUAUAUGUUUCCAAACAACAACGAUACGAAUGUGGCCAUUCUAUGGUUGCUCAUUGCGGUUGCCUUUGUGUUGCAGGUACUUGCACGACUCACGUCAUGGCUAGUUGUAAAUGAGGAUGAACGAAGCGUGCUUCUGGUAUUUGCUGCAAUUUUUUUCCUUAUUUCGGUCAUCUUUGCUACACAAGCUGACAACUUUUUCGACAUUCGAUUACUGAGCGGUUAUGAUCACUUUUGUGAUAAUAUCGCAAGGUUGAUGUCCGAGACUGGUAUAACCGAUAGCUAUACGCGAUACAGAGACCCUGUACUUUUAUAUGUGUCUAUGUCUGUCCUCUUCUCGUUUAUUGCUGCAAUGUUAGUGUUUCCAAACUUCCGAUACGCCAAUAUGUACACGAAUGCCCAGCAAAGUUCUUCACGAGUGAAAAAAUUCGCUAUGCACGUAGGAUUUCUGUUACCGCUUCUCACACUGGCGUCUUUUACUAGUCCUAUAAAGAAACAGCUUGUAUAUGGACCAAGAAAACUACUUACGGAGCCUCAACUCGAAAUUCUACGAGUUUAUUUGCCAAUUUUGUCGUUGGUAUUUCGUGUAGCGCUCAAGGCUCCACAUCUUCAGGCUCAUCUGAAUCUAUCUGCUGCAAAAUUAAAAGCGUUGCAACGCGAAACCGGAUAUAUUAGAAAUGUCGCACUACAAGCAACAAUAUUUCGAUACUACUCAUAUUUUUGUGCAGUUAUACUACAGUACUUUGCGCCAGUUCUUCUCUCGUUUUUCUUUGCAUUGUUGUUGAAGACAACAGGUGAUCUCUCUUGGUUGGGGCUCUCGCCCAGCACCGAUUUACCGCCACCUGCCAUGGGAGAAUGUCUGAUGUUUGGACUUGAUCUGGAGUCUCGAUAUUUGUCAAAUGUACCAGCCGAAGAGGAUAUCGUGCAAAUGCUUAUAGGAACACACAACAUAAAAAUGGAUAAUCAAAUAUGUCGUCUUUCUCUGGAUGGCGACUACUCGCGCAUUUCAUCGCUGUCAUUUCCUCAUCCAGCCGGCGAAGUGCGAGGACUAGCAGCUUCACCGUCGAACGCAGACAUUGUAGCGUCGGCGGCAGCCGAUUUUCGUGGUUCACCGGCGAAAUUUGGUAUUCACCUAUGGGAAAUGGAUACCGAUAAAGGAGUAUUGAAAGAAACUGCUUCAGCUCCCGUGGAAGAGUGCCCUUUGAGCCUGGAAUGGGACCAACAAAGUGAUCAGGCAUCGUCUCUGUUCCAAUCAUCUGUGCGAAUUUUUGAUUGUGAUUCUAAUUUAAAGGUGAACUCUAAACGAACACUGAACGGCAAUGCACACGCUCAGGCAUGGAACCCUCAUAGUGGUGGAAAUUUGUUAGGAUUGGCUGUAGAUAAGGACAUUAUGUGCCAUGAUCUACGCACCUCAGAAGAAUCUGUCCGCAUCCAGGACGCGCAUGCACAUCGUGCUCUUCAUUUGGACUUCAAUCCCAAUCUACAACAUGUUGUGGCCUCAUGCGGAGACGAUGGCGCGGUGCGAUUGUGGGACUGGCGUAAACCAAAUGUAUCGUUAGUAACGGUCACACCACAUGCUCAUUGGGCUUGGCAAGUUCGAUUUCAUCCAGUUCAUGACCAGCUGAUUUUAUCCGCUGGUAGUGAUGCGACCGUUGUCCUGUCAUGUGUUCUCUCUGCAAGUAGCGAAAUGGGGGAUCUAGGUCUAGACGGGACCUCAGAGGAGGAGGGAAGUGAGAAACUGGAAGAUGGACAAUUGGAGAAGAUAGAGGAACAUGAAGAAUCAGUUUAUUCUUGUGUAUGGGCUGCUGCGGAUCCGUGGACAUUUGCAUCGCUUUCCUACGAUGGACGGGUGGUUGUUUCAAGAGUCAGCAGAAAACACAAAUAUGCACUAAUGAAAUUAUAA
Molecule: messenger RNA, 7116 nt
Organism: Necator americanus (New World hookworm)
Lineage: Eukaryota; Metazoa; Nematoda; Chromadorea; Rhabditida; Ancylostomatidae
Exons: 58
Coding region: 1-7116 (2371 amino acids)
Biological process (GO): regulation of ARF protein signal transduction
Molecular function (GO): protein binding; guanyl-nucleotide exchange factor activity
Source: RefSeq, a predicted model, not a curated record